Cooperia oncophora is the source of this 780-nucleotide messenger RNA. The record is from the annotation of a GenBank genome assembly. Lineage: Eukaryota; Metazoa; Nematoda; Chromadorea; Rhabditida; Trichostrongylidae.
AUGCCGCAAAAGUUGAAGGCGGUGUUCGUCUUCACGUUAUUCCUAUGUGCUAGCGCCAAAAAGCACAAGAGUAGCAGCGAAGAGGAGGAAACUAGUACAUCAGCGAGUGAAAAAAUGGUUGACCGAUUAGCUGUCAACCUAGCAGGUGCUUUUGUCAAAUCGAUGUUUCCUGAAAUUGAUCGUCAAGAAAAAAAGGCCACAGAGGUAAGACGAGCCCCUGCUUCACCGCUGCACCCAACUAUGGAGAAUUAUUCGGCAAUGCAAGUCGCCCAGGAUUACAAUGCUAUACCACAAAUGAUACAGGCAGGUGGUCAGAAUUCCGGCGUUUACCCGUCGCAGACUUCCUACUUGCCAAGUAUGCAGCAGUCAAGCAGCUCUAGUCAAAUGAUGGGCAGUAGCGGAAUGGGAAACCUAUUGGGAAGUGCGAUGGGAAGCGGUAUGUCGCAAUCAGGAAUGAACCUGCCUGCUAUGCCACUUCUGCUCAGUGGUGAAAAUGGUACACCUGAAGCCUUGAAUACUCUGCGUAACCAGCAGUACCUUGCCCAACUUGCUCGUCAUCAGUCCGAGUUAACUCGAUACAACGCGAAACAGUUGGAAUAUCUCGAUCAGCAACGUCGUUACCAACAAUCAAUGAUUGAUCAUCAAGCUGGAGCAGCGCUUCUCAUGCAGAAACAACAACAAGACAUUAUAAAUGAGCAGCUAAAGCAGGUCCAGUCAGCCUUCGGAAAAACCGAAACACUUGGAAACGACAACACCGUUGGAGGACGGGUUUGUUUGUAA